Molecule: messenger RNA, 2633 nt
Organism: Olea europaea var. sylvestris
Lineage: Eukaryota; Viridiplantae; Streptophyta; Magnoliopsida; Lamiales; Oleaceae
Product: phenylalanine ammonia-lyase-like
Exons: 3
Coding region: 208-2349 (713 amino acids)
Biological process (GO): L-phenylalanine catabolic process
Cellular component (GO): cytoplasm
Molecular function (GO): phenylalanine ammonia-lyase activity
Source: RefSeq, a predicted model, not a curated record
AACUCAGGAAAUUCAGCUUAUAAGCUUAAUUUUCAUAAGCUUUUCAAGUUCCUUCUUUUCUUAUUCUCUUCAUCACGUUCUAUUCUUGUAUAGGCAAUUAUUCAAUAAACUCGUUAUUACUCGUAUCUUUCUUAUCGUUACUUUCGCUCAAAUUCUUUUCAACUAAGGUUAAUUGGUUACAAAUUUUAGCCCAUCGAGUAAUCCACAAUGGAAUAUACUAAUUUAAAUUGCAAUGAGGCCGGCGUUGGCGAAUUUUGUGUUCAAGUGAAGGAUCCAUUGAAUUGGAACGUGGCUGCGGAGUCACUAAAGGGUAGUCAUCUCGACGAAGUCAAACGCAUGGUGGAGGAAUACCGGAAACCGGUGGUACGGCUAGGUGGGGAAACACUUACCAUAUCUCAAGUGGCGGCAAUAGCUACUCGAGAAACCACGGUCGCCGUGGUGCUAGCGGAUGCCGCCAGGGCCGGCGUCACUGCCAGCAGUGACUGGGUGGUGGAUAGUAUGAACAAAGGGACAGAUAGCUAUGGUGUAACCACAGGUUUUGGUGCAACAUCACAUAGGAGAACCAAAGAAGGUGGAGCUCUACAAAAGGAGCUUAUUAGAUUUCUGAAUGCUGGAGUAUUUGGCAAUGGAAAUGAAUCGUCCCAAACUCUGCCUCGGUCUGCCACAAGGGCUUCAAUGCUUGUUAGAAUAAACACAUUGCUUCAAGGAUAUUCAGGCAUCAGAUUUGAAAUCUUGGAAGCCAUGGCCAAAUUACUUAACCAUAAAAUCACCCCAUGCUUGCCCCUCAGGGGCACCAUUUCUUCAUCUGGUGAUUUAGUCCCUCUGUCCUACAUUGCUGGGCUCUUGACCGGCCGGGCUAAUUCGAAGGCAGUCGGACCUGAUGGGGAAAUUCUUGGUGCAUCCGAAGCAUUCUACCUUGCCGGAAUCGAUAUCGGAUUCUUCGAGUUGCAGCCAAAAGAAGGACUUGCAUUAGUAAACGGCACUGCAGUUGGUUCUGGUUUGGCUUCAAUUGUUCUGUUUGAGGCUAACAUUCUUGCUGUUUUGGCAGAAGUUUUAUCGGCAAUCUUUGCUGAAGUUAUGCUAGGAAAGCCUGAAUUUACGGAUCAUUUGACUCAUAAGUUGAAGCAUCAUCCUGGACAGAUUGAGGCCGCUGCUAUCAUGGAACACAUUCUUGAUGGAAGUUCAUUUAUUAAAGAAGCUCAAAAAGUACACGAAAUGGACCCUUUACAAAAGCCUAAACAAGAUCGUUAUGCGCUUCGUACCUCGCCCCAGUGGCUUGGUCCACAAGUCGAAGUCAUUCGGGCUGCAACAAAGUCCAUUGAAAGAGAGAUCAAUUCUGUUAAUGAUAAUCCAUUGAUUGAUGUUUCGAGGAAUAAGGCAUUACAUGGAGGGAAUUUUCAAGCCACCCCUGUUGGAGUGUCAAUGGAUAACACUCGUUUGGCCAUUGCUUCGAUAGGAAAACUCAUGUUUGCACAAUUUUCUGAGAUGGUUAAUGACUUCUACAACAAUGGGUUGCCUUCGAAUCUCUCCGGGGGACGUGAUCCGAGUCUUGACUAUGGAUUCAAAGGCGCAGAAAUCGCAAUGGCUUCUUAUUGUUCCGAACUCCAAUUUCUUGCCAAUCCAGUAACCAACCAUGUGCAAAGUGCUGAGCAACAUAACCAAGAUGUCAACUCUUUGGGACUAAUUUCUUCAAGAAAAACAGCAGAAGCCGUCGAUAUAUUGAAGCUCAUGUCGUCUACUUUCCUUGUUGCUUUAUGCCAAGCCAUUGAUUUGAGGCAUUUGGAGGAGAAUUUGAAGGCCUCUGUGAAAAAUACAGUAAGUUUAAUUGCCAAGAAAGUUUUAACGACGGACUCCGAUGGACAGCUUCACCCUUCCUGGUUUUGUGAAAGAGACUUAUUAAAAGUGGGAGAUAGAGAGCAUGUAUUUGCCUACAUUGAUGAUCCCUGCAGUGCUACCAGUCCGUUAAUGCAAAAAUUGAGGCAAGUUCUUGUUGAUCAUGCCCUGAUGAAUGCUGAUGGGGAAAGGAAUGAGAGCACUUCAAUUUUCAAGAAAAUUAGUGUCUUUGAGGAAGAAUUAAAGGCCCUUUUGCCUACUGAAGUCGAAAAUGUUCGACUCGAGGUGGAAAAUGGUAAGCCGUCUAUUGCUAACCGCAUCAAGGAUUGUAGGUCGUAUCCACUGUACAAGUUCGUGAAGGAAGAACUGGGAACUAGUUUCUUAACUGGCGAAAAGGUCCGUUCGCCGGGCGAAGAGUUUGAUAAGGUAUUCACAGCUAUGUGUGAAGCGAAAUUGAUUGAUCCAUUGCUGGAUUGUUUGAAGGAAUGGACUGGUGAACCCCUUCCCAUUUGCUAAUAUGUCUUUACUUUGAAGUUGAACUCAGAUUAAAGGACUAAAAUGAUAUAAUCCUAUUUAUUAUAUUGUCUAAUGAGGGAUGCUAUAUGGAUAGGCGGCACAGACAACCGGUCAAUAGGGGGCCAACAGGGGUUGUCCGAGGAGUUUUAUCAUUGUCUAAUCGUGUCAGUGUGUCACAUGCCUCCCAACGUAUCCAUAUGCUUCUAAUUUAAAUACUUUUGAGUACACGUUUGGGUUUUUUGUAAUUUGUGAGCUUCUUUCAUUAUCCUAUUAUCUUUUGGUAA